Blastocystis hominis is the source of this 1407-nucleotide messenger RNA. RefSeq lists its product as hypothetical. The record is from RefSeq and is a predicted model, not a curated record. The transcript is spliced from 2 exons. Bases 1 to 1407 code for a protein of 468 amino acids. NCBI's taxonomy places the organism in Eukaryota, Bigyra, Opalinata, Blastocystidae.
AUGCCCAACGAGCAGUCCCUUCCCUAUCUCACUCUCUUCGCCUCCUCGCGAGCGCCCAGACCCUCCAUCGAGCAGUCCCAAUCCGCCCUGCAAGCCCUUCGAUCCGCCAGCGAGUCCUUCCUCAAAGCCAUCAUCGCGUUGUACCGCCGUUCCCACGGAGCCAGCGACCAAGAAAUCGUGCCCACGAGCGGCGUGGCGAAGAACGCCGAUCGCUUCAUGGCUCUCACGCUCCGCUCUGUCCUGCAGACGCUCUUCGGCGUCGCUCCGCCUGCCGUGAUUUCGCAAUUCUUCGCCCGAUCGCUCGCCUCCUUGCAGCAGUCCAUCGACCAAAACCCGACCCUUUCGCUCGACCUCCUCGCCGAGGCGGGCGUCUUUUCUGCGCUCAUUCCAUGGAUCGCCAGCGAAGAAGUCCCCGCCGCGCUGUCCUACCUCAUGGAAACGGCGCCGAAGAUCCGUGCCGUGGCGUUUCAGAACCGAUCGAGCCGGUCGUUCGUGCUUCUCUGCGAAUACCACGCGGAACUUCUCUUCGAAACGAACCGCGUGGACGCGAUUUCGACCGAGCUGCUGGAUCGCCUGCUGUCUUCCGUCGUGAACGUUCGCUUCGACUAUCUCACAGCGCUCCAUUCUCUGUGGAGUCAUCUCUCGCCUCAAAACAAAGACCAUAUGCAGCUCAUCGUGCAAGUCCUGCCUCGCCUCAUUCUAUGCAUCAAAGACGCCAAUCAAUCCGUACGCACGCUCAGCUUUAAGAUCCUCCUCUCUCUCUCCGACGUCAUGGCGUCCUCCACCGCGAAUCUCGUGCAGCCCACCGGCGAAGAAGUGCCCGCGUCGCUCUCUGAGUAUUUCCGGAUUUUAAUGGGAGGCCUGAGCGCGACGUCGGGCCGCAUGCAGUCGGCUUCGCUGAUGUGCAUCAGCUGCGUGCUGUUCCAUCACCGAUCGAACGAAGCGAUCGUUCCGCUGAUGCGAGACGCGAUGCACAUCACUUACGGACUGCUCGAAUCGAAGAAUCGAGAGGUCGCGAAGGCGUGCUUUGGGUUGAUUCGGACCUGCGUGAAGGUGCUUCCCGAGGAGAUUGUGCGCGAAGAAAUGCACGAGGCGAUCGGAGCGCUGCAGCCCUGGUCGAAUGCUCAUUACGGGAACUUCAAGCUGCGCGUGAAGGCGAUUUUCGAGCUGAUUUUACGCCGCUUGGGGAAGCAAACGAUGGAGUCGCUGCUGACGGAGGAAGAGAAAGCGAUGUUGGAUCCGAUUUUGGGGGGAAAGAAACCGGAUAAAGAGAAGACGGACGAAGAAUUGGUGGAAGAAAUGGAGAGAGAAGGAGAGCAGAUGGAAUUGACGUCGGAUGACGAAGUGGAAGUGAUGGAGAUCGAUGAGAACGGAAAUGUGAGAAUGAAGGGUGGAAGCGGAUUAUGA